AUAAAACCACUUACAUCGUCCACAACCGGGAUCCAGUUCUCUAUUGUAAAUUCCGCCCGCAGUAUUUAUAUAAUACCUGCUGUAGUGUGUGAGAUUAUACAGCGUCAUAAAAGGACUUGGUUUGAGGCAGACAUUUUAAACAGGCACCCAAAGCAAGAUUCACCUCUUUUUUAUCCUUUUUACCAAACUUUCUCAUCGUACACAGCAAGUUACCUCUGACAUGCAGGCCACGUCUUAUCCCACCCAGCCUGGAGUCCCGGGCCAGACUUUCUACGGCCACCAGCCCGCUCCAGUUAGCUAUGUCAUUCCGGUGCAGAACCCGAACUCGUCGAGUGGCGUGUCGCAGAACUUUAACGGAGCUGCCGGGAGAGCGACUGGUUGGCUGCAGCUGUCCCUUGGCAUCGGGAGCAUCGUCGUCGCCAUUCCCGAGUUGGUUCUCGGCUUAGGAGUAGGCUUUUCCGGCAUGGGAAUUUGGGCCAGUGUUCUGUUCUACAUUCCUACCGGAAUCUUAGGAAUAUGUUCGAUGCAGAAGAACACUUGCGUGAUCGUCGGCUAUCUUACGAUGUGUAUCAUCACGGCAAAUGUUGCCUUUGUUCAAAUGCUUCUUGGUGUCAUUUGGACAGGAAUCACCAGUGUCUUUCUUCAUGACUUUGGCAACAUUGACCACGGAAUAGCGGGGGGAAGCGUCGCAAUUGACUCUCUGUUGGCAAUCCUUGGCCUGAUCGAGAUGAUUGUAGCCAUUGUUGCUUCAGCCUACUGCUGUGGUGGCAUGGCCUGUUGCAACUCAUCUUCACAAACCACCACCACUGUGUACACCCAACUGAACACUCCGAUGGUUGUGACAACCGGCCAGUACAACGUUCAGCAGACGUAUCCCCCUGCUGACCAGCUUGUUGCACCUGUUCCCUACAACCAAGCUCCUGUUGCCCCGUACAACCAGGCUCCUGGUGCCCCGUACAACCAGGCUCGUGCUGCCCCGCAUUACCAAGCUCUGGGUGCCCCGUACAACCAACAAGCAGCUGCUGCACCGACCAAACCUCUAGGAGUGGUGGCUUAAAUGUGUUAGGAAAAUAGAUUGUAUUGGUAAAACUAGCAAUUACCCCGACAUGCAAACGCUUAAAUUGGGAAUAAUAAUCAAUAGCUAUAUGCUUGAUCAAUAAAAUACAAGCUUACUCCGAGACACACGAACAUUAAGAGAAAAGGUAGUUUAUCCCUGCAACAUUUCAGAUAUUAUGAAGAGAGUAAUUUGAGUUCUAAACUGUGGUACAGUGUUUAUAAUUUGACAUCUUUUGUAAUCUAAUUUCUGCAGUUGGUGAUUAAGAUAGAAGGUUAUGAAAUUUUAUAUGCGAAAAUAACGUCUGAUCUAUUUUGAUAGAAGCGCAAGAUGUUUGAUGAUGAAACAAUUAUUCAAGCAAGAAGUUACUUAAUAUUAUUCUAGCAAGAAGAACGUCAUUCCAGCUGUUUGCCAGCGAUUGCUAGGCUUUUUCUAGUUUUAUGAAUACGGCCCAUUUCACCCACUUGGUUUCAUCUUCGUAUAAUUGACGGGUGGAGGGGGCAGGGCUUAAAUGAAAUAACAUCGCAAAUGUUAUUAUAUUGACUAGUGCUGAGGGAUGAAGGUAAGAUAAGUGUUCUUUAUUUACUUUGCGAGCCUGAAAUUCUCCCCUCCCCAUCAUUCAACCCCAUGUUACAAAUAAAGAACACUUUCCUACAUUGAUUAGAGGGCUGGGUAUCAAGUGAAUUCCCUUGAUGAGUGCAUAGAAAGAUCUAUUAAAAGAACAACAAUAUCAACAACAACAAACAACAUCAAUAACAAAACACAGCAACGACCUUCUCAACUUCAAUGUCAGUCACAAAUGACCAUAAAUCCAGAUAGAACAGAUUUAAUAAAGGAAACAUCGCUGAAUAUUACAGCACUUAACAUUUGUAAGCAGGCAAGUUGUAGAUAAAAAAGUAUAUUGCAUUUGAAAAAAAUGGGCUAAAUUUCACAAUCGUUUUAUAAACCAUCAAAAUAUAAUUGAGGAGAUCAAACAAGAACAUCUGAAAUUGUAAUUUAAAAAAUGGAAGAAUGCUUUAUUUAACUUUGAUAUAGAUUAAAAUUGUGUGUUGAUGUUAAUUCCGUAUCACUAUAACCUUGAAAAUAAGUAGCCUUUAUCUAGUUGCCUGAAUUGUAGUGGAAUAUAUUCAAUUACUAACGUAUUUGUUUAACCUGAUGAUAUAUUUAUGUUGUGCCUUUCGAUAUUUUGACUGUCAUUUAUGAAGUAAUCAAUUCGUUUAUUAAUUCAGUUGACGACGAUAGAUGAAAAGAAAACAAGAUUUGAAGUGAAACGAAUUGUAGAUAUUUGUGUUGAAAUUUAUCUUGACUGAAACUACGCUGAAAAUGUGAGGCUUUUUACAUUUAGCUGAAUUCUCACAUCUUACGAGGCACCUAUUGUAGAAGACAUCUUUCAUAUUUGUUUAUCUUUGUUUUUUGUAGAUGAAAUAUUUGAGCGGCUGUAAAUCCAUAGCUUUAGUACUUUAAAUCUUUAUUUUAAAGAAUAUUUUAAAAAUACGAACAUUAUAAAAAAGUGACCCUUUCAUUCCUUUAUAUUUCAGUUAGUUCAAUUUGUUAUGUUCAAUACAAAACAACGUUGACACAUUGGACAUGCUGAAAAAAGGCCAUUGGCUGCUUUCAAUGUGACAGUUUGAUAAAAAUGGAUGAUGCUCCCCCCCCCCCCCUCUUCUCCAACUAACCAAAACAAUACAAUUAUACCAUUUGUAUACAUGAUUCUUACUUAUUGACAAAUAACAAUUAAUCGAAUGUCUGAUGCUUGUUAUCAUUCACAGAGGUACAACCGGAGGUGAACGUAUCAUCUUUACAAUAAACGUUUAUAAUUUGAUCAA
Messenger RNA from Strongylocentrotus purpuratus (purple sea urchin), 2880 nucleotides. RefSeq lists its product as uncharacterized. The transcript is spliced from 7 exons. Lineage: Eukaryota; Metazoa; Echinodermata; Echinoidea; Camarodonta; Strongylocentrotidae. Bases 221 to 1057 code for a protein of 278 amino acids. The record is from RefSeq and is a predicted model, not a curated record.